This is a messenger RNA of Sinocyclocheilus anshuiensis, 891 nucleotides long. It is a transcript of the gene dusp23a, whose product is annotated as dual specificity phosphatase 23a. Gene Ontology annotation, biological process: protein dephosphorylation. The coding region runs from base 182 to 664 and encodes 160 amino acids. The record is from RefSeq and is a predicted model, not a curated record. The transcript is spliced from 2 exons. NCBI's taxonomy places the organism in Eukaryota, Metazoa, Chordata, Actinopteri, Cypriniformes, Cyprinidae.
CAUACCAUGGUAAUUUUUGCUGGUGUAUUUACAUAAAUCAUUAGUAGUAUUAUGUGACACUUGUUUGACAGUCACACAGGACACGCCCUUGCAGCCCGAUACAUUCUUAAGGUUUGUCGCUAUAUAAUGUCGCUGUAAAGACGUAAAGGACUUUACAGCAGCACUUACUGAACAUCUCGUCAUGUCGCACGCUCCGCCGAACUUCUCGUGGGUCGAACCUCACAAACUCGCCGGACUGGCCUGUCCUUCAGAAGCUCAGCAUUACAAGUUCCUGGUGGAGAAUGGCAUCAGACACCUGGUGUGCUUGUUAGAAUCCAAACCACCGAAAUGCGACACGUGUCCAGAGCUCAUCCUGCAUCACAUCAGCAUAGUGGACUUCACUCCGCCGAGUCUGCCUCAGAUCCUGAGAUUCCUGAGCAUCGUGGAGGAGGCCAAUGCUAAAGGGGAGGCUGUUGCGGUUCACUGCAUGCAUGGUCAUGGCAGGACGGGGACCAUGCUGGCCUGCUACCUGGUGAAAACAAGGCACAUCUCAGGUCUGGAAGCCAUCAAAGAAAUCCGACGCCUUCGAAAAGGGUCCAUUGAGACAAAUGAGCAGGAGAAAGCAGUGAUUGAGUUUCAUAAAUACAUUCAAAACUGUUCUCAAAACUGUUGCCAAAAACAUUAACUCCACACCUACAAUUCUGUCUGUACACUGACAGCUCAGUGUGAUCCACAUCUGUGCCGUCACACACCCACAGAGAAUUAAGGUCAUGUUUAUAACUGAAGUCCGGUUAAUAUUGAACAGAAUAUGUAAAUUGGGUCAAAAAUGCUUAUGUUUGUAUUCAGAUCUACAAACUUAUCAAAAAAUGCAUUAAAAAUAAAAUUCAUCGACAAUGACUUGAUUUCACCUUU